AUCAAUGUAUUGCUGUUACAGAUGAGCGAUACAAAAGCUGCAAAGCCAGGGGCUCCAAAGCAGAGCAAAGCCCCGGCAGCGUCAAAGGGUGCGUCGAAGGGUGAUGCAAAGGAAAAGAAACCCCAUCACCCGCGUAACGUGAAGUUGCCCGGUGGAGUAUGGCUCUUCUCACGGUCCCGAAUGUACCACAAGAGGGGCCUGUUCAAGGUCAACCAUGCACCAGGACAGAAGGAAAAGCGUCAGCGGAAGCGGACCAAGAUUGUAAAGAAAAUCCGGGGUGAAAAGAAUGGUGGAACCCGUGUCGUUAGAUUUAAGAAGGCUAGGAACUAUUAUCCAACCGAGGAUAAGCCGAAGCUCAAGAAGACCAGGAAGAUGAAGCCGUCUUGCCUGCAUCCAAUCUCCCUGCGCAAGAGGAUUACGCCGGGCACCGUACUCAUCCUCCUGGCUGGUGUGCACCGCGGAAAGCGUGUCGUGUUCUUGAAGCAACUGAAGACCGGUCUGCUCCUGGUGACUGGCCCCUACACCGUCAACGGUUGUGCCAUGCGCCGUGUCCACCAGACGUACGUCAUCGCCACUAGCACCAAGAUCGACAUAUCCAACGUCAACGUCCCCGAGCACUUGAACGACAGGUACUUCCGCAAGCCCCGCCACAAGAAGCAACGCAAGGACGAUGGGGACAUCUUUGAGUCCAAGCCAGAGGAACCCGUUGUGAGUGAACAGCGCAAGAAGGACCAGAUGGAUGUGGAUAAGCAGGUGCUGAAGGCCAUUAAGGCUCACCCUGAAAAGGGCAUGAUGCUCCACUACCUGGCGUCGACUUUCUCUCUCCGCAACCAUAUGUACCCGCACAAGCUCAAGUUCUGAGCUCUUUGAAGUGUACAUAUGAGAAUAAACUAUGGGCCUCG
Molecule: messenger RNA, 902 nt
Organism: Ornithodoros turicata
Lineage: Eukaryota; Metazoa; Arthropoda; Arachnida; Ixodida; Argasidae
Gene: RpL6
Product: large ribosomal subunit protein eL6-like
Exons: 4
Coding region: 22-861 (279 amino acids)
Biological process (GO): cytoplasmic translation; ribosomal large subunit assembly
Cellular component (GO): ribosome; cytosolic large ribosomal subunit
Molecular function (GO): structural constituent of ribosome; RNA binding
Source: RefSeq, a predicted model, not a curated record